AUGGAUAUAAUGGUGGAUGUCCGGAGGUUGACGCAGGUAGAUAAGUUAUUGCGGGAGAGAGAUAUUUUCUAUGAAGUUUCUAUCACUGACACUGCCCUUGGGAACACUCAUAACCGUGUACGAAGUCCUAUUCCAAAUGUACAGCGACCACGAUCACCCAUAAAAAGGGCCAUGGAUUGGAGGGACUAUUAUCCAUUAGACAUCAUUUAUAAUUACAUGGAUUUCUUGGAAAUUCAAUUUCCAUCGACUUGUACAGUGAGCAUUAUAGGAAAAUCUGUGGAAGGUAGAGAUAUUAAGAUGCUCAAAAUAUCGAACAGUAAUGCAAGUAACUCGGCAGUUUGGCUUGACGGAGCUAUACAUUCACGGGAGUGGAUAAGUACUGCUGUGGUCACUUUCAUAGCCGAUCAUUUUGCUAGGAACUUUAACGAGUUACCUCAAAGUAUCACUAAUAAAGAUUGGUAUUUUGUUCCAAUCGUCAAUCCAGACGGUUACCACCACACUCAUAUUUUGGAUAGGCUAUGGCGGAAGAACAGAGCUCGUGUUGGUAGCAACAUUUGUGGUGUUGAUCUCAAUAGGAAUUUUUCUCAUUUGUGGGGUCAUGGUGCCGAAGAGUGCUCGUCUUCAGAUCCAUACCAUUUAAACUAUAGAGGCCGGGCACCUUUUUCAGAGCCUGAAACGGCUGCUAUUAAAGAUUUAAUAUUAUAUUCCGGGACGCCAUUUAAAAUAUUCUUGACUUUUCAUUCGUAUAGUGAAGUGAUAUCGUUUCCUUGGUGUUUCUCGAAUGAACCAUGCAUAGAUUAUGUGACAUUACUCGAAGGGGGUACUUCAAUGGCAAAGGCUAUUUACGAAACGAAUGGUCGUAUGUAUAAAGUUGGCAACUUCAAAGAUCUCAUGUAUAGCGCAUGCGGAACCAGUAUAGACUGGAGUUAUGGCGUAGCGCGAAUACCAUUCUCAUACCUCAUCGAACUGCCGAGUAAACAAGAUCGAUUUUUACUACCCAAGGAGAAAAUAUUAAGCUGUUGCAAAGAAGUGUUAAAUGGAGUGAAGGCACUAGCUCAGUUCGUGGACACGGCGACACCGUCACCUAAUGCAGUGGUAAUCAAUAAAAAGAGACAGAUGUUGUGAUAGUUUCGUAUGAUUUUAUUUUGCAAAGUUGAUUGUGAAAAUAUUAUAGUUACUUUACACUUACCAAAGAAUUUAUGAGUAGUAGACAUUUUGUUAGCAUUUUUGUAUAUCUUCUCUUUCGGAUCGAAUUGGGUUUAUAAGAAGCGGAUUAUAAAUAUAUAAUAUUUUUAAAGUGAAUGUUUUUGAUUAAAACAAUUAGAAUACUAGUCAGAUACCUAAACAUUAUUGUUAGCAGUAUUAGCCUAUUAAUGUUCUCACUAUUGGGAUACAGGUCUUUCCUAUGGGUGGAACCAAAUAGAGAAAAUUGGCCAAUAUCUACCAUGCAGAUUGUAAAGUUAAUGACUGCAGAUGUAGCAGAGACCAACGGCUUAACUUACCCUUCCGAAUCGCGGAAGAUUUCGAGCUAACAAAAUAAGUACCAAUCCUAUGGACCAUGCCUUACGAAAGUUGCGUAACUCAGCCUUCGAACUCUUAAAUAUACUUAAUAAACAAUUACAAAUGCUCGUCGACGAGUUCUAGAUGUAUUAUUUGAUCUUCUAUCAUAAGAAGAUUCAUAUGGGUACAAAAAUUAAAUGCAUCAUGUAUAAUAUUUAUUCAAUACAAAAAUCAACAUCAAAUAAAUUCUUGAGGAACAAAAAAUUUUAAUGUACUCUUAAGCACGUAAGUAAUGAAAGAUAAUUCAAUUAGAAUUUUACACAAUAAAAAAAAAAGACUUCAAAGAUACAGAUCCAAAGAAACACUACUAAUCCAAUACAUCAUCUUAUAUUAACAAUAUUAAAAACAGAUUAAAAUUUUAAGUGCAUCAAGGCUUCUGAUGUUGUUUUAAGAUUGAAUCGACUUUAUUGUUCCUUAACUUUA
This is a messenger RNA of Diatraea saccharalis (sugarcane borer), 1983 nucleotides long. The record is from the annotation of a GenBank genome assembly. NCBI's taxonomy places the organism in Eukaryota, Metazoa, Arthropoda, Insecta, Lepidoptera, Crambidae.